Messenger RNA from Dothidotthia symphoricarpi CBS 119687, 592 nucleotides. RefSeq lists its product as uncharacterized. NCBI's taxonomy places the organism in Eukaryota, Fungi, Ascomycota, Dothideomycetes, Pleosporales, Dothidotthiaceae. The record is from RefSeq and is a predicted model, not a curated record. The transcript has a single exon. Bases 151 to 477 code for a protein of 108 amino acids.
ACUCGUAUCUGCACAUUCACCGAGCAGAUAAGCUGCAUUCAUCCCAGAGCCGACGAACAACCCUAGAAAAUUUACAAAGGAUGAGGCGGACCAAGGCGAUAGGUCUGGGCUUGUGCGGAGAUCAUCAGUGUACUUUCCGGUCCUGCUUCCAUGUUCGUGUUUCGUCGUAUUAUUGUGUUCUAUCCAAUCAAUGCGUCAUUUCAUAUAGGCUUGUUUCUACAUCUCACACUUCAUUCCAUUCAAUCUUUGUCGGUUACGCGUCCGCAGAAUAAAACUGCAUCUUCAUCAGAAUCAGGUCUCAUGCUCUGGUCGAGGCUAACUCUGGAAUCUAAGGACAACUGUAUUGACUAUUGCUCGCUAGAGUCAGGCUGUCAUUUCUCGCGUUCCCCGCUGCUUUUGGGUUACGUGCGUUGGCCAGUUGCCUUGUUUGCCUUCUUUUUGACGACGUCUGCUUCCUAUGCGCGAUUAACGGAUUGAGGCUGAAAGUAUGCAGCCAAGGAGGGUCCUGCAACAGGACCAGCCAACGGGGCGUCACGCCCUAUCUCAAGCUGCACGUUAUAUGGCUGCCUCGGAUCCAUCAUUUGCGUGGUUU